Messenger RNA from Synchiropus splendidus (mandarinfish), 887 nucleotides. RefSeq names its product zona pellucida sperm-binding protein 1-like. NCBI's taxonomy places the organism in Eukaryota, Metazoa, Chordata, Actinopteri, Syngnathiformes, Callionymidae. The transcript is spliced from 7 exons. The coding region runs from base 68 to 736 and encodes 222 amino acids. The record is from RefSeq and is a predicted model, not a curated record. Gene Ontology annotation, biological process: prevention of polyspermy; binding of sperm to zona pellucida. Gene Ontology annotation, molecular function: acrosin binding; structural constituent of egg coat. Gene Ontology annotation, cellular component: egg coat.
AACCGCUCUGCUUGUUGCUGCUUCUAACUUCACUUGUACGCCAGAAGUAGUGACAUCCGAGUACGCCAUGUUUAAGAUCCCCAUGGACGGUUGUGGCGUACGCAGAGUGGUUGUGGGGAAAACGAUGAUCUACUUGCUGGAGGUCAUCAACAAAGUUAAUGCAAUCAGUCUCAACUAUGGCGCCAUCACGAGAGACUCUCCUGUCAGGUUGCUGGUUGAAUGCCGAUAUGUACCCGGCAGUGCACUGACUGUGAGUUACUUGGUCAAAACUCCUUCCCUGGGUCCUGCAGUUCAAACCCAAGGCAUGUUUGGAGUCCAGCUCAGGAUUGCCAAAGAUGCCGAGUACAGCAGCUACCACCCUCAGUACCACCAGCCCUUGCAAAUGCUUUUGGGGAAGCCCCUUUAUUUGGAGCUGCGACUGCUCAACGCUCCAGAUCCCAGUCUGGUCCUUCUGGUGCACUACUGUGUGGCGUACCCUCGCUCUGGAAAAGCGGUGUGGGUGCUGCUGUACAACGGAUGUCCCAACCCCUUAGACCCUGCAGCCCAGCAGUCGGUGCUCCUGGACCCCCGCCCACCUCCUCCACACUCUCAAAUCCGACGCUUCACCGUGACCACCUUUCAGUUCCUACCUGAUCGGGAGUUUAAGGAUCCAGAGGAGGAGAUCUACUUCAUGUGCUCCACGGAAAUCUGCUCGCCCAGCGAUGGCCCCUGCGUGGAAGGAUGUUUUGGUCGGUGACGUUACACUGGGGAGGCAUGAGGACGGUGGAAAUGACGAUCCAGUGGGUAACAAUGAAAACCUCCUAAAAAGUGUUCCUCACACCACCGACGUUCUUCUCAUCUCAGGACUGGAGAACGAAAUUAUUUUUACAGCUAAUAAAAGAUCAAAA